AAUUCAUGGAUGCAUCGAUUAGGGCUUAAAUAUUGGCAGUGGCGGAUGGCGACACAGACAAGGCAGGAAUUCUCCAUGUCAGGUUUUUGACUUGCACCGACGCUGGCGUGUCUCUAUUCUUCCUCCUCUCCUCUCCUCUCCUCCGAUCGCUCGUACCUUCGGCCUCUUCAGCAAUCUGUAUGGUCGUUUCCUGAAUGAGGAAUCCGUCGCCGUCUGCCUCCUGUACAUUUGGCUAGUUUGACAAAGAAUUCAUUUACCUGUAGACCGCUAAAGACUUGGUCAAUUAAUUGUACGUGAAAAAUUAAGGAAGAUGGGUUCUGAAGGGCCCUCCACGGUAACCAUUCAUGUUACUGGAUUUAAGAAAUUCCACGGGGUAUCUGAGAAUCCAACAGAGAUAAUUGUCACAAAUCUGAAGGGGUUCAUGCAAAAGAAAGGAUUUUCAGAGGGUCUUGUUCUUGGUAGUUGCAAUGUUCUCGAGACAGCUGGAGAGGGGGCGCUUCCUCAUCUUCAUGAAGUAUUUCAGUCUGUUGUUGCUGGGCAAAAUAAUGAAACAUCCAAUGGGGGCCAAAUCAUCUGGCUGCAUCUUGGAGUAAAUAGUGGUGCUACAAGGUUUGCUAUUGAGAAUCAAGCAGUCAAUGAGGCAACCUUUCGCUGUCCAGAUGAGAUGGGAUGGAAGCCUCAGAAAGUUGCAAUUGUACCUUCUGAUGGAAGCAUCUCACAGGUUCGAGAGACUUCUCUUCCUGUCAACGAAAUUGUUAAGAACUUGUCGAAGAUGGGAUAUGAUGUAAUGCCUUCUGAUGAUGCUGGUCGAUUCGUUUGCAACUUUGUGUACUACCAUUCUCUGUGGUUUGCUGAGCGCAACAGAAUCAAGUCUCUCUUUGUGCAUGUUCCCCUGUUCUCGACAAUUGAUGAGGAAACCCAGAUGGAGUUUGCUGCUUCCCUUUUGAAAGUGCUUGCCUCGCUUCACUAGUACUACUCUCAUCUUCUCAUCGAGUCAGGUCCCCAUAAAUAGUGUCUCUCUUAUUUGGACCUGUCGACAUGUCUUGAAGUACAAUCGACUUAUGGCAUCCUCACCUCGCGGACGAUAAACAGACAAUAUAAUUCCUCUAAAAGGGGGUAUUUUGUGUGUAAUUGCUGUGUUCUUCUGUGCAGAAAGAUGGUGGAUGGAAUUGAACAUUGCUUCAA
Musa acuminata AAA Group (dessert banana) is the source of this 1185-nucleotide messenger RNA. RefSeq lists its product as uncharacterized. Gene Ontology annotation, molecular function: pyroglutamyl-peptidase activity. Gene Ontology annotation, biological process: proteolysis. The coding region runs from base 311 to 970 and encodes 219 amino acids. The record is from RefSeq and is a predicted model, not a curated record. Gene Ontology annotation, cellular component: cytosol. Lineage: Eukaryota; Viridiplantae; Streptophyta; Magnoliopsida; Zingiberales; Musaceae. The transcript has 5 exons.